GAAGUCGUUGGCGCGUUGCCGGGUGCUUUAGUUACCGUCUUUCUGGUUUCGUUGGAGGCUGUGGGUUUGCAGGUUUGAACCUCUUGUGCUAAGAGCUGUACAUCACCAAUAAUGAGACUUGUAAUUCUUGAUAACUAUGACUUGGCCAGUGAAUGGGCAGCCAAGUACAUCUGCAAUUGUAUCGUUAAAUUCAAACCUGGACAGGACAGGUAUUUUUCACUUGGCUUACCAACAGGAAGCACACCUCUAGGAUGUUAUAAAAAAUUAAUAGAGUACUACAAGAGUGGGAACCUUUCAUUUAAAUACGUGAAGACUUUUAACAUGGAUGAAUAUGUAGGACUUCCAAGAAACCAUCCUGAAAGCUACCAUUCUUAUAUGUGGAAUAACUUUUUUAAGCAUGUUGAUAUAGAUCCUAACAAUGCUCACAUCCUUGAUGGGAAUGCUGAAGAUUUGCAGGCAGAAUGUGAUGCAUUUGAGCAGAAAAUAAAAGAAGCUGGAGGAAUAGAUCUUUUUGUUGGAGGAAUAGGUCCAGAUGGUCACAUUGCUUUCAAUGAGCCAGGAUCCAGUUUAGUAUCAAGAACGAGAUUAAAGACUCUGGCUAUGGACACCAUUUUGGCAAAUGCUAAAUAUUUUGAUGGAGACUUAUCAAAAGUGCCGACCAUGGCUCUAACUGUUGGUGUGGGGACAGUGAUGGAUGCUAGGGAGGUGAUGAUUCUCAUAACAGGUGCACACAAGGCAUUUGCCCUGUACAAAGCCAUCGAGGAAGGAAUCAAUCACAUGUGGACGGUUUCAGCUUUUCAACAGCAUCCCCGAACAAUUUUUGUAUGUGAUGAAGAUGCUACUUUAGAAUUAAAAGUUAAAACUGUAAAAUACUUUAAAGGUUUAAUGCAUGUGAACAAUAAACUCGUGGAUCCACUGUACAGUAUGAAAGAAGGAAACUGAAGGAAACUGGGGCAGAGUUGUCCUGGAAAAAAAAGUAAAAGAGCUUUUCUUACUCAGUGAAUAUUCAGCUUAUGCAAUAUGAAAAAAAAAUGGGGACAUAUAAAGAACAAGAACAGUGUGUGUUAAACAUUCCGUAUUUAGAAUGUGCCUAUUACCCUAAGGCCUAGAACAAAGUGGAUCCCCAAACUGGUUGGCUGUUAUAAAGUAUAGAAGCUAUAUAGCUAUGAAUAAACAGCAAAGCAGCAAAAUGUCUGCAUUUUAAGAGAUUCCACACAUCAGAUACUGUCAGUGACUUAAUCUGUUUGACUUAGUUACAAGAAGAUACUCAGCCCUUUCCAUAGAAGCCUUCACUUUUGGAAUGUAUAUUUUGUGCAUCACCCACAUGCAUUUUGCCUGUAGUUGCCUUAGUCAUCUUUCUGCAGUAGCACCUGGACAUCAGAGGUCCUGCUAUUCAUUACCAAGAAGAUCUAAAGAGAUGACAGUGCCCCAAAGUAGUUUACAUCCUUUCAGAAAGUAUCUGUAAGUGCAUGCUUCUAUGCACCUUGUUAUGUAGUACUUUUUUUUACAGAUAUGCUUAUUUUUAUUUAAUGACCUGGGUCAGUGCCCUUAAUAAAGAAGUAUAUUGGCAAUUAUAA
Molecule: messenger RNA, 1577 nt
Organism: Phodopus roborovskii (desert hamster)
Lineage: Eukaryota; Metazoa; Chordata; Mammalia; Rodentia; Cricetidae
Gene: Gnpda2
Product: glucosamine-6-phosphate deaminase 2
Exons: 7
Coding region: 112-942 (276 amino acids)
Biological process (GO): D-glucosamine catabolic process; N-acetylneuraminate catabolic process; carbohydrate metabolic process
Cellular component (GO): cytoplasm
Molecular function (GO): glucosamine-6-phosphate deaminase activity; identical protein binding
Source: RefSeq, a predicted model, not a curated record